Boeremia exigua is the source of this 1273-nucleotide messenger RNA. RefSeq lists its product as uncharacterized. The coding region runs from base 66 to 1205 and encodes 379 amino acids. The transcript is spliced from 4 exons. Gene Ontology annotation, molecular function: oxidoreductase activity. The record is from RefSeq and is a predicted model, not a curated record. Lineage: Eukaryota; Fungi; Ascomycota; Dothideomycetes; Pleosporales; Didymellaceae.
AUAAGUCUGAGUUGCCGUCAAGUUAUAAUUUUCGGCACUCGUCUAGAUCCUCCAUCCAUCUCGAUAUGUUGAUACCUGUCGUUCAAAUUUUGGCCUUUGCCGUCUUGGGCCAAGCAGUCGUGGCAAAGCCUCGAGAUGCUGUCAAAGACUUGCAAAGACAGGCGAUUGUAAAUUUGAAAAAUAUCAAAUCGAACGAAACUCAAGCAUGCUCUGUAUCCAAUGCUGCAGUCCGAAAAGAUUGGGACGCGAUGUCAGGUAAAGAGCGCAAAGCAUAUACAUCAGCCGUACAGUGUUUGCUCGACUCUCCUUCGAAAUCCGAUCCGAUAUUGGUCCCGGGUGCGCGCAACAGAUACGAUGACUUUGUGGCCCAACACAUCAAUCAAACUCUUAGCAUUCACGGGACGGGUAACUUUCUGACUUGGCAUCGCCUCUUCGUCUUCUCGUAUGAGAAGGCACUACGAGAAGAAUGUGACUACGCUGGGUACCAACCGUACUGGAACUGGUUUUCCCACCAGGAUGAUCUGAAGCAGUCCCCUGUCUUUGACGGCUCUGCCACAAGCAUGAGCGGUGAUGGUUCCUAUGUUUUUCACAAUGGCAGUGUAGGCGGUGCCGGGGCCAUCUUCCUCCCAUCUGGAAACGGAGGCGGCUGUCUGCAGGACGGGCCCUUCAAGAGUAUGACUGUCAACCUUGGCCCGGUAUCUCCCACAAUGAGGGGCCAGGCGAAGGUCAACGGCAGUCUAUCAUACAACCCUCGUUGUCUGAAGCGUGACCUGACCAUGUACGCGUCAUCGAAUUGGCUGACAGUUGAGAACUUCUUGAACUUGACCAGAGGAGAUGCGUCGAAAUCCAUCAAGUUGUUUCAGAACGAGCUCCAAGGGCGUUUUUCCGAUGGCUUUCUCGGCCUCCACGCUGCUGGUCAUUUCAGUAUCGGUGGUGACGCUGGAGGCAUCUUCUCAUCGCCGGUAGAUCCUGUAUUUUUCCUGCACCACGCUAUGCUCGACAGGGUGUACUGGAUCUGGCAAGCGUUAUAUUUGGAACAAGCGGAUACAAUUGCGGGCACGAUUACGCUCAACAACAACCCACCAAGUCGCAACACUACAUUGGAGGACUUGAUCCAUGUGAACUAUCUGAAUGUGGCCGACAUACCGAUUGGGCAUCUCAUGAACACCAUGGGGGAGAAACCGUUGUGCUACAUCUACCAGUGAGAGGUUAGAAUACGUGCAUAGGAUCUGAUGAAGAAUGCUUAAAUCAUGAUGUUGAUGCAUUAGAAUUA